AUGACACAACACGGCGAAAGUGACCUUGCCGUUCUACUGGCGUCGAUGAGGCCUACGUUGGACCCUGAGACGUUUGUCUUCUUGACUACCACUCAGUCUAUUAGUACACUGCCUUUGGAAGCUCUCCAGCCACAAAUGCUCUUUCAAGAGGCAGAAGGACUCAGCAUCAUCACGUCACAGACAGCCGCAGAAGCACAUGGAUUUUUGGACCCAACUUUCCCCUGCAGAAAGAUCUCCCUCACCGUGCAUUCGAGUCUAGAAGCAGUCGGUCUUAUUGCUUCGAUCGCCACACGGUUUGCAGAAAACGGAAUCAGCUCGAAUGUGGUCAGCGGAUAUUUCCAUGAUCACAUCUUUGUUCCUGUUGGGAAGGAGGAAGCUGCAAUGAAGGUACUACAAGAAAUGAUGAAAGAAGCAAAGGAGAAAGUGAGAGCUUGA
Penicilliopsis zonata CBS 506.65 is the source of this 435-nucleotide messenger RNA. RefSeq lists its product as hypothetical. Lineage: Eukaryota; Fungi; Ascomycota; Eurotiomycetes; Eurotiales; Aspergillaceae. The transcript has a single exon. Bases 1 to 435 code for a protein of 144 amino acids. The record is from RefSeq and is a predicted model, not a curated record.